This is a messenger RNA of Brachypodium distachyon (stiff brome), 1404 nucleotides long. RefSeq names its product serine/arginine repetitive matrix protein 1. The transcript has a single exon. The record is from RefSeq and is a predicted model, not a curated record. Bases 251 to 1051 code for a protein of 266 amino acids. NCBI's taxonomy places the organism in Eukaryota, Viridiplantae, Streptophyta, Magnoliopsida, Poales, Poaceae.
CGAGUUAAAGAUGAGUGUACUUUACUCUAAAAAACCCAGCCCACAGCAUCAAGUCAUCAUACAAUAGCUUGCCACUUCCGGCUUCACCUACUUGGCAGACCCCCUCGCCCUUCCCGUGCCCGUCGCCUUCUCGGCUCCUCCGCUCCUCCCCAAAUCGAGCGUCCCGUAGUGCGUAUUGAGCCCUCCCGACCCAACUACCGAUCACGACCGCCGGAGACACCCGCCUUGUGGGCCGGCAGGAGCUGGAGACAUGGGCUGCUGCUUCAGCAAGAAGCGCCCAGACGGCUCCGCUGUCUUCCCUCCUCGCUGCAAGCCGGAGGACCGCGACCCGCCGCCCCCGCCGUCGCCGGAGGAGGAGAAGGUCAAGGAGGUGCUCUCGGAGACACCGAACACAAAGGUAACCGUCGAGCCUAAUAAGCCUGCCGCCAUUGUCGUGGCUGUGGAGGAGCAACGAGUGUUGAAGGUCGUGAAGGCCAGUGCCGAUGCCACCACCACCGCGAGCGAUCUGGGGAGCUGCAUGUCGCUGGCAACCGACGAGAGGUCCGAGGCGGCGUCCGAGUCGUCGGUCGCGACGAGCUCGGUGGCGGGGCCGGAGCGGUCGCCGCGGAAGCCGGCGACCAGAAAGCGGCCGGUCUCCGGCGAGCUGGGGGUUGGCCGCCGGGACCGCGCCGCCGCCGCCGCCUACGGUGUCCGGUCCCGCAGCUGCCGGGCCUCGCCCUCCCCUCCUCCGCGCCGGGAGCCACGAGAUCGCUCCGUGCGGAGGUCGCCGUCACCGGCGGCGAAGCGGCCGCCACAGGAGCAGAACGGGGCCGCGGGGCCCGCCCCGUUCCUGCAGCGGAAGCCGCCGGUGCCUAGUAGGUCGUGCAGCCGCGCCUCGCCGCGGCGGGCGCGGGAGGCUCCUCCCCCGCCGCCUCAGCCGGGAGAGGAACGCGAGGACGGCGCUAUGGACGCGAAUGCCAGUCAUGGCGAUGGCCAAGGCGAGGGCGACGGCGACGGAAAAGAAUCGUUGGCGAACCCGCUGGUGUCCAUGGAAUGCUUCAUCUUUCUCUAGAAGUCUCUAAUUGUGCUUGUUCUGAUCUGCUGUCCGGCUAUUUUCCUUUGGUCGUCUAGACUAAUCCUGCUUAGGUUCUGUGUGCUAAUUAAGUUGGGCGCAGUAAAAAGGUUAGAAGGUUUGCGGUGGUGUCACGGCGCCGGCGCCGUCUUCCGAUGAAAUGCGGGUUGCUUUUGGCUUUUGCGUAAGGUGGGGGCGUACGUCUAGGUGGAAUUGGACAGAGCUGGAAUGUAUUUUGCAGAGCUGUUUCUCAUAACAGUUUAACUAAAUCCUCAAUCCUUCUGAUCUCGUUUUGGUAUCAAAUGUUCGGCAUUCAUGAUUCCAUCUUUCACUUGCCGGAACCUUUCAUUCAA